AUCCACCAAUAUAUUUUAAAAUGCAAUUCAAGUCUGUCCUCGUCGCUUUAACUGCCAUUACUGCUGUCCAAGCCGCUAACGCUUCUAACGGAUCUAACGGAUCUUCCUCCUCCGACGAAUCUGGUGCUGCUAUUGUCUCCACCGGAUUGUUGGGUGCCGCUGCUGCCGCUGGUGUUGCUUUGUUGUUGUAAGUCUAUUAACAAAAGCCUAAUUUCAAUUUGUUUAACCUAGUUUUAAUUUAAUAGAUGUAUUUUUAAUGAACAACUCUAGC
Molecule: messenger RNA, 271 nt
Organism: Yamadazyma tenuis ATCC 10573
Lineage: Eukaryota; Fungi; Ascomycota; Pichiomycetes; Serinales; Debaryomycetaceae
Source: RefSeq, a predicted model, not a curated record